CGGAGCUCGUUUGAAAGCGGGCGCGAUGGACGCGAUGGAUGCGAUCGACCAUUCCACGGCACCCAAUGCGCUGUCGUCAUUGAUCAAGCUUCCGAUCGCGCAGCUAUCUCCAACCCUCGAACAGCUCGAGGAGAAAUGCAUUCUUGCGACCGUUAGCCUUGUUUGGCCGUAUUCGUCCUCGACCAAGUCUCUCAGCCUUUCUCUCGCCGAACCGGAUUUCCGCCUACGUCGGUCAAACGGACAAGUAAAGACGAUAUUUCACGGGCGCGUCGCAGAGAAGGUGGCGGAGUCACACGUCGGGAUCGGUGAUACCGUUCGUCUCGCGCUGAAGGGCGCAGAAUUUGUUGCCAAUGAUACGGCUACACAGACACAUGGGAAAAAUGUCGCGUGGGAUCUUCAAUUUGACAACGGCGUGUCAUUAGAGAUCAAUCGCUCCUCGAAGAAUCUGUCGACAGUGAUCAUCGAACAGUCCCCUCGCGCGCCGCAUGAUACAGAGCUGCAACCGCCCUCCACCCCCCGCGUGAUCUCGAUACACCCCGUUUCAGACACGGUGCCUGGGCCUGGAUCCUGGUUAUCGCCGGCAUUCGCACGGAUUGGGCAGUCCCCAUUUAAGGCAGUGCGGGAUUUUGCUUUCGAUCCAUUUGCAGAUGAGGAUGGGUUCAUCCCCGGCAAAGGCAGAAAACGGCCGAGAUACAGCUUCCAGAGAGAUGAAUGGCACAUUGCAGAUUCAUCGGCAAGUUCCCGAGAAGACGGAUCGGAGGAACUGGAAAAUGACUUGGAAUCGGAGCUUGAGGAUGAGAUGGAUGCCGAGGAUGACUUGGAGACCAUUCCGAAACCUCCCCACGAGAACGGUCCUACUGCCGAAAAUACCACCUCUGACGACCAGGCAAAAAUUGAAAAUCCGUUGCAAGAUGGUUCAUUCGUUUUCGUGAAGCCCUCUCUUGAUCUUGCUGGAAGGCUUUUCGGAAGGCCAGCGCCUCAAUCAAACAAUGCGCAGGCUGGACCGAUUGAUACUGGCCUGCAAGGUCUUUUUGGAGCAACCUUACAUCUCCCUACAGAUACGCCACAGCUCCGUCCAGUGCCAUCUCCAGGCCUCCCAAUCCCUUCGCCUAUCGUGUCCAAUAACAAUAGCGCCCAGGAGUAUUUUUCGCCAUUCCACGCGCAGGAGCAUACACAGACUAUCCAAUCUAUUGUUACUGGGACAGACGCCGAUACUACUGCCCUGGCACAGAGCUCCGUGGCUUACAUUUCGCCUACGCCGCAGUCGCAAGCAACCAUAGCCCCUGCAGAGCAGUUGGAAACAACACAAAAUGAGCGGCCCGUUUCAAGCCCGACAAUGCCGGGAGAACAGGAAUCACAUUUUGAAACAGUGACAGGAGAUGGGGCAGCUGAGAACAGCAAUGAACAGCCUGCAGACUCGACAGAAUUCUUCCAUUUGCCGACGUUCCAGGAACGUCCCGAGUUUAGCGAGCCGAAUGUUGAAAUGAGUGACGCUGGUGAUAGCCACACGGUGCCUGUUGCGGCGCCUGUUAACCGUCAAUCUGAGGAAAUCGACGAAGUUGAAGAAGCAAAAGAUGCAGAAAAGGACGUACUGCAUCAAGAACCCCCACCUGCGGCAGAGGAUGACUACUUCGACGAUGAAGGUGUUCAGGAAACACUGGCGCAAGAGGACCAUGCUGACCAUGAGGCUGCCGUGAAUGCUGCCCUCACGGCAGUCGACAUGGAAAUCGUCGAAAACGAAUCGGAAGCAAUUGAAAGUGAAGACGAACUCGUGGAGUCCUCUCUGUCCGCUGGGGAUCGUGCCGGCAGUCGCAGUUACGGUGAAGAGAGUGGUGAAGAAGAUGAAGCUCUUUACGAUGAGGAUGAUGCAGCAGACUCCAUGUUGGAAGAUGACGAGGAUGAGGGGGACUAUGACGAAGAGGCCGAGUACAGUGAUGAGGAGUAUCCCCGGGCUACUCAGCUUUCGCGGCCACAACAAUCCCAGCCUGAAUUUAUCGUGCUGGAUAGCGACAGCGAGGACGAGCUUGCUUCGGCUCAGCCAACCGGAACUCCUUCACAACCAACACAGCAAGUAAGCAUCUAUCAUCGCGAGUCAUUCAUUGAAUCUCCCGUCGCCGACUUUGAGGAGGAGGAGGAGGAGGAGGAGGAGGAGGAUGAAGGAGAGCUAGAGGGAGAGGAAGGGGAAGACUACGAGUCUGCUUCUGAUGCGACGGAAGAUAGAGCUCAAGUUGAAGAUGAUGAACGAGUGCACGACAGCGACAUGGAGGAUGAAUCUUCAAUGGACGACAUAGCACGCGACCAUUACACCAAACAGCACUCGAGUCGUGAAAAUUCCGUCGCGGAAGGAUCUUUCGGAGAAGAGCAUGACGAAGGCGAGGGGCCACGUGCAAACCAGGACGAUUUCGAUGCCAGGGAAAAGCUUGAAUGGGUUGUUGAUCUGGAUUCAGAAGAAGAUGAACCCGAAGAGGAAUUUGAAGAUGGGUCUGAAGAAGCCGAGGAAGAGGAACCCCAAGAAGACCAGCGAGCAAGUCCUGAUGAACGAGGCUCCCCUGGUCAUAUGAAACCAAAAUUUCACAGCCUGGAUGGAGCUGUUGACCGAGACCGGAUGCAAUCACCCGUCGAUGCCGAACAAGACCAGUUACGAGCCCCUGAAGAAGACAUCUUCUCCGAGCGUCAAAAGCAAGAUUCCGAUACCAAUAUUGAGCUCGUGAAAGGUGUAUCCCCAAAUGAUACUUCAAAACAGCUCCUGACUCCCGAUCAUACCCAAGAAGUUACUUCUGGUCGUCAAUCCACUCCAAGUCAAGAAAAGAUGGCGGUCUUGCCCACCCUGGGCGAGUCAGGACAUCCCCUGAGACUGAAUGUCGCAUUAACGCCUGGCUUGGAUGCUGCUGGUAGCACCGAGAAGGCGACGCUUGUCGAAGACCUUGUGGCCCCUGAACAUCCUGCAGUUGAGCCACUGCCGGACACGUUGCACACUCAACAGCACCACGAUAGUACUGACGGUGCGGAUGUCGCUGUGGCCACCACUGAAGAUGCUGAGGUCGACCGGAACAUCAUCAAGGCUUUGGACCUUGAGAAAGCGAAGCCUCCGCAGUUGGUGGUUAGCGAACCACCAGUUCCUGACCGUCACGCCCACGGAUUGCGCAGCAAACUGUCCUAUUUCGCCCCUCUUGCCGCACUCAUCGAUCACUACAAUGUCCUGGUGGACACAAUCUCAGUCGUCCACGAAGCAACUCCAAUUGCCAAGGGUAGCUCCGGCUCAAGAGACUAUUUCAUGACUAUCCAGCUUACUGAUCCCUCUAUGGCUGGCACCACCCUCCAAGCCCAGAUCUUCCGACGUACUAAAUCAGCCAUGCCAUCCCUAGCCGAAGGCAAUGCAGUCUUACUACGCGACUUCAAGGUCCGGAGUUACGACCACUCAAUCAUGCUCGUCAGCGUUGAAUCCAGUUCGUGGGCGGUGUUUGACGGAUCUGCGCCAGAGGCACAUAUGAGCGGCCCACCUGUGGAAUAUGGCUCGGAGGAACGUGCAUAUGCAUCCGGUUUGCGAAGAUGGUACACUGAAGUUGGUACUGCCCUUGUUGCCGACAAUCAACUCCAGGCAUCGAUUGAGAGAGACAGUAUGGACAGGGGAGCUACGCCAAGCGAUGUGGCAAUCAGCGAGGCAGGAAGUUUUGACUCGGGUGUCCGCGGCGACUCGGUCUCGUCUGCUCGAGGCUCGCGGCGCUCACGGCGACGCAACCGGCGGGUCACCAUCCAUGAACUUCGGGAUGGGACUCGCUAUACGGAAGUUGGCUCUCCCGGAAGUAGAGAAAGCAUACACGAGCUGCGGGACGGCACGGUUUAUGCUGAUCUAUGA
Molecule: messenger RNA, 3856 nt
Organism: Penicillium cinerascens
Lineage: Eukaryota; Fungi; Ascomycota; Eurotiomycetes; Eurotiales; Aspergillaceae
Exons: 2
Coding region: 26-3856 (1276 amino acids)
Biological process (GO): telomere capping; regulation of telomere maintenance via telomerase
Cellular component (GO): nuclear telomere cap complex; chromosome, telomeric region
Molecular function (GO): telomerase inhibitor activity; G-rich strand telomeric DNA binding
Source: RefSeq, a predicted model, not a curated record